Messenger RNA from Pelodiscus sinensis (Chinese soft-shelled turtle), 3829 nucleotides. NCBI's taxonomy places the organism in Eukaryota, Metazoa, Chordata, Testudines, Trionychidae. The record is from RefSeq and is a predicted model, not a curated record.
AUAUUUUGUUUGCCCUUUGCAGACUAGCAGGUACUGAUGGAUGUUUCCGACAGCCCUGAGCAACACCCUUGCUCUCCGGAGGAGGAGGACCAGCAGCUCUCGGAUGACGAAAUCUUGAAAGAGAGCGGCUCCGAUCGGGAACUGGAUGGAGAGAGCCAUAGCAACCUCCUGGAGAAAGAGGAGGAUACAGUCAGGGGACUGAGUCAUGGGGAAGAAGAGAACCACUCGGAUGAGGAGGACCACUUAAGUGAAACCAAGUCUCAGGACUCUGACAAUAAUGAGCAGAGCAGGGAGCUAAAGAUCUCCCUGUGUCACAAAGAGGAGGAGGAGGACCGGACGAAUGACCUUGGAGAUGAAGCAUCCUCUGUCACUCGGGAACUGGAUGAGCAUGAAUUGGACUAUGAUGAGGAGGUUCCCGAGGAGCCAAGUGCGGCUGUUCCAGAGGAUGAGGCUGAGAAGGCAGGAGGUGAGGAUGACGAGGAGGAGGAGAAGGGAGACGAUGCACCCGAGGACGAGAAGAAAUCUAACAGUAAAAGCGAUGACGAAAAGGAUGGCCAGGAACCCCUCAAAGAGAAGAAGAAAGAGGAAGAUGAUGGAGAAAUUGAUGACGGGGAGAUUGAUGAUGAUGACCUGGAGGAGGGUGAAGUUAAAGAUCCCAGCGACAGGAAAGUGAGGCCACGAUGCUGCCGUGUUCCUGAUGAUGACCUGGAGGAGGGUGAAGUUAAAGAUCCCAGCGACAGGAAAGUGAGGCCACAAAUCCCUUCUGCCGUCAUCUUCAUGAAAGGUCACUGUACUUGGGGAAUGAACUGUAGGUUUAUCCAUCCUGGUGUGAACGACAAAGGAAACUACUCCCUGAUCUCCAAACCGGAUCCUUUCUCACCCAACGGUGCACCUCCCAUUGGUCCUCACCCACUGAUGCCGGCAAACCCUUGGGGUGCACCUGUCGUUGAUGAAAUUUUGCCUCCACCCCCUCCAGACCCUCCAACAGAAAGUGCCUGGGAGAGAGGACUCCGGCAUGCUAAAGAGGUGUUAAAAAAGGCAACAAUGAGAAAAGAGCAGGAGCCUGACUUUGAAGAGAAGCGGUUUACAGUGACCAUUGGAGAAGAUGAACGUGAAUUUGAUAAAGAAAAUGAAUUUUUCAGGGACUGGAAUUAUCGCAUCACUAGAGAUGUCCGAGACCCAGCGGAGGUGGACAUCAAAGAAAAUGUGAACUAUGGGCUUGAUUCCUAUACAGACCCAUAUUAUGAUUAUGAUAUCGAACGGUUCUGGCGUGGUGGGCAGUAUGAGAACUUUAGGGUACAGUACACAGAUCCAGAUCCAUAUCGUAACUACAGAGAAAGAGAGAGAGAACGGGAAAGGGAGCGAGAGAGCCGCCAACGGGAGCGGGAACGGGAACGCGAGAGAGAACGGGAACGGGAGCGCCGCCAGAGAGAACGCGAACGGGAGAGGGAGCGGGAACGGGAUAAGGAGCGGCAGCGACGGAAAGAAGAGUGGGAGAGAGAGAGGGAGCGAGUGAAACGAGACGAAAAAGACAGACAGCACAGAGAUCGAGACCGGGACCGAGAGCGGGAACGUGAAAAGGAAAAAGAAAAACCAAAACCUAAGUCACCUCAACCACCAAGCCGUCAGCCUGAGCCACCAAAGAAGGAGAAGGAGACAGCUACGACCCCCAGCUCUCAGUCCAAGAGAGCAGACGAAUGGAAGGACCCCUGGCGCCGAUCCAAGUCGCCUAAGAAGAAGCUUGGGGCAUCUGCCUCUCCCAGCCGCGCACGCCGACGCCGGAAAACCUCUGCCUCUUCGGCGUCAGCCUCUGGCUCUUCUAGGUCGUCUUCUCGCUCAUCGUCCUAUUCUGGUUCUGGUUCUUCACGGUCUCGUUCCAGAUCCUCUUCCUACAGCUCCUACUCUAGUCACUCUUCCAGACACAGUUCUUUCUCAGGCAGCAGAUCCAGGUCGCGGUCCUUCUCCUCUUCCCCCUCUCCCUCCCCAACACCAUCUCCGCACAAAGCGCCUGUGAAAGCAAAAGGAGAGCUUGCACCGCCUGCUGGAAAAGGGGAGAAGCCUGUGAAGAAAGUAGCUGCCCUUCCAGUCCCACCGCCGUUGACUAAAGUUGCCACAGCUGCCCCAGAGCCAGCCAAACCAGCGGACAAUAGAGAGGCCAGAAGGAAGGAACGUCAAACGAGAACGCCUCCCAGGAGACGGACUGUAAGCGGCAGCAUCAGUGGCAGUGCCAGCAGCUAUAGCGGCUCCAGUUCCCGAUCUAGAUCCUUGUCUCGGUCUCUCUCCAGAUCUCAUUCCCGAUCAACGUCUGCCUCAGUUUCCCCCUCCCCAUCUGGGUCCAGGAAAUCCAGGUCCCUGAGCGUGAGCAGCGUCUCCUCUGUCUCUAGUGCCUCCUCCAGUAGCAGUUCCAUACGCAGUGCGGACUCUGAAGACAUGUACGCCGACCUGGCCAGCCCCGUGUCCUCGGCCAGCUCCCGAUCCCUGACCCCAGCCCAGCAAAAGAAAGCAGGCAAGUCGAAAAAAGAAGACAGCGCUAAAGAGGAGAAACGGAAACGGGAGGCGCCUGCCCAGCCCCUGAAAUCGACAAAACCCGCGCAAGCGAGUAAAGCGCAGCAACUUCUCCCGCCCCCACCACCCCAGCCGCAGCAGGCGGGCUUCAGUGCCCACAAAGAGAUCAAAUUGACGCUGCUGAAUAAGGCGGCUGACAAAGGAAGCAGGAAGAGAUACGAGCCAGCGGACAAAGACAGGCCGGGCUCCCCUCCAGCCAAGCGAGUGAACCUGUCACCCGAGAGAGUGGGCCCUCGUGACAGGAAGCCAGCUGGAAGGAUCUCUUCGCCCAAACAAGACCGGCAGAGAGGCCAGAACCCCAAACCGUCUCCCGCCCAGACAGACAGGAAACGCCAGCUGUCGCCCCAGUCCAAGAGUUCCAGCAAAGUCACAAGUGUCCCAGGCAAAGCACCCGAGCCAGGCGCACCGGCGGCCGGCGCGAAGCCGGGCAAGUCCAGCACGCUGUCGCGGCGGGAAGAGCUCUUGAAGCAGCUAAAAGCCGUGGAAGACGCCAUCGCUCGGAAACGGGCCAAAAUUCCUGGGAAAGUAUAGUCCAGCGUGCGCAGAGCUCUGUCGCCCCCCGGCUGAGAGACUCGUCCCUGUUUUUAUAAAUAGUCUACAAGCGGCCACUCUGGAUUUUGCAGUUCUGUCUGAUUUUUGGCUGCAAUUCUUUUUAAAAAUUAAAACAAAACACAAAAAAACACAAAAAAAGUUUGUCAGCUGAAAAAUCCCACAAAUGAGACGACUCACUCUGGCUCCUAACCCAUACGGCGGAGCGUCUGGGGGGGAUGCCUUUGCCGCAUCAGCCAUGCAAGACAGACCAAGCCGGCACCACGAUGGAGGCCCAACCGCCACGUUUUCCCUGUAAAUUAUGCACAGAGGACUCCAAAAUUCCAGCCCUGUCGGAUACUUUCACUUUCUCUCUCUCUCUCUCUGUCUGCCCUCCCCUCUUUGCUAGCCAUAAGUUGUACUCUUCUAGUUAGCCUUGCUGUGUGUUGAGUGUCUUCAGCAAAGCAGUUCUAUAUACUGUGUAACGAGAGAACCGAGAACCGCUGUGAACUACUGGCAACAUCAUCUUCUCUCCUUCCCCCCAGGAACAAAACACAUAGAUAUAUAUUCUUGACGGAAGUCAGAUUGGGAAAUAUGACCUGUCUUUUAUUUUAAGCAUCAGAUUGUUUUAGUUGAUUUAAAAAAAAAAAAAAGCAAAGGUAUUGUGGGGUUGUCUGUCUGAGGAGGGUCUUUUUUUGAGGGGUCUCCCUGAAAUAAAGUAUUUUGAUAAACAGUU